Metarhizium acridum CQMa 102 is the source of this 510-nucleotide messenger RNA. The record is from RefSeq and is a predicted model, not a curated record. NCBI's taxonomy places the organism in Eukaryota, Fungi, Ascomycota, Sordariomycetes, Hypocreales, Clavicipitaceae.
AUGAACCACGCAGGCAUGGAUCACGGCGAUAUGGGCCACGGCGACCACGGCGGCAUGGAAGAUAUGUGCAGCAUGAGCAUGCUCUUCACAUGGGACACCACCAACCUGUGCAUCGUCUUCCGCCAGUGGCACAUUCGCUCAACGCCUGGCCUCAUCUUCUCCCUAGUCGCUGUCGUCCUUCUCGCCAUGGGCUAUGAAGCGCUGCGUGCCCUGUCGCGGCGGUUCGAAGCAAGUGUCGACAGACGCAUGUCCGCCCUGCCUCGCGAUGAACAAGAUGCUGAGAUCACACCCUUACUCGCGCCAGGAUCCAGCCAUCCGAAUAUUGGCAAGCAAGGGCACCUCAUCAAGGCUGUCUUCUACGGUGUCCAGACUUUCUACGCAUUCAUGCUCAUGCUCAUUUUCAUGACAUACAAUGGCUGGGUAAUGCUUGCUGUGUCGCUGGGUGCCUUUCUGGGCUAUCUGUUCUUUGGUCACUGUACAUCUGCCACCAAGGACAACGCAUGCCACUAG